GCAACACGUAAAGGGUUUGCCACGCCUCGCUGUGUGGCCGUGGCCUGGCCCCUUCACACCCCACCCUAUAUCCGUCGCCCAUUCCUACAUAACUUUGUCCUGCGUCCCUGUUACCCCCAUUGUUGUUUGUCUUCCUUCUCCUCUUCGAUCUCUCAGACCUUCAGGAUGUCAAGGGCUCACGUGAAUGCUUCCUUCGAACCUGCCCAUGUUGACUUUUUGGUCGACUUGGGUCACCCUAUGUUGAACCGUGUUGUUGACGGAUUCGUUAAGGUUGGUGGAGUUGGAGCUUUACAUGCUGCUUCUCAAGAUGCCUCCCGAUUCUUGUUACAAGAGGAAACCAACAAGAAGUCGCUGGAGAUGUCUGUACAACGUAUGGGCAAGGAGGCAGUGCAGUGGGGACUCGUUGCCGGAGUCUACACCGGCAUGACAUACGGGAUGCAAGAGGCUCGUGGUGUCCAUGACUGGAAAAACGCAUUGUUGGGAGGAGCCUUGACUGGAGCUGCAUUAUCCUUGACUGAGGCUAACCCCCGCAGUGACCGAAUCGUACGUGGAGCUAUUACUGGUGGUGCCAUUGCCACCGCUGCUGAGUUCUUGCGUAGCCUUACCUAGACUUUAGUUUGUGUAUAACCGAUGCACAUCCUCAAUUAGUUCGGUACACUUACACCUCUGAUAUAUCUUUGUCUUAAAAUCCCCAAUGAUCAUCCGCACAAUGUGGUAUGUGUCAAUGUGAAAUGUAGACACUUGUGAGUUGAAGAGGGAGGACUUGUGCAUUGUCAAAUAAUACAACUCUGACCUUGUGCAUAUGAAAAGAGGUCUGAGUGUAUUGCAGUUCAUCCUUGUGUACAUGGCAGGCGUAGUAAAGCUUGUGCCUAACUGUUGGCAUUUUUAUGAAAUUCGGAAUUCAAUCAAAAGCUCUUCUUCUCUCGCA
Physcomitrium patens is the source of this 928-nucleotide messenger RNA. RefSeq names its product outer envelope pore protein 16, chloroplastic. Gene Ontology annotation, cellular component: chloroplast outer membrane. Gene Ontology annotation, molecular function: amino acid transmembrane transporter activity. NCBI's taxonomy places the organism in Eukaryota, Viridiplantae, Streptophyta, Bryopsida, Funariales, Funariaceae. The record is from RefSeq and is a predicted model, not a curated record.